This is a messenger RNA of Lycium ferocissimum, 1338 nucleotides long. RefSeq lists its product as uncharacterized. The transcript has 2 exons. Lineage: Eukaryota; Viridiplantae; Streptophyta; Magnoliopsida; Solanales; Solanaceae. The record is from RefSeq and is a predicted model, not a curated record. Bases 1 to 1338 code for a protein of 445 amino acids.
AUGAAAGGUGCAGUGAGACUCUAUAUUAUAGCUCACAAAAAAGAAUUUAAAACGGAUCAAGCCAAAGGUACAUUUUGGAAGGUUAUUUGCAAGCAGCAUGAGGAAGGUUGUAGUUGGAUGAUCCGUUUUUCAUUGAUCGGAAGUGGCAUGUGGAAAGCAGGAAAAGUGAUUGAGCCACACAAUUGUGACACGGAUGAUUAUACAGAGGAUCAUUUCAAUUUGAAUAGCAACAUGAUUGCUACUUCCUUGAUACCGUAUGUUAUGAUCAAUGCACAAAUCAGUAUUAAGUUUGUUCAGGAAACUAUAAAAGGGAACCAUCACUAUGCUCCUAGUUAUAGAAAAGCGCAAAAAGGGCGUAAGAAAGAUUUUGAGAUGGUGUAUGGUGAUUUCGAAGGUUCUUUUAGGGCAUUGCCUCGAUACAUGGCUGCCCUAGAACAUUUCAAUCCGGGCACUAUUGUUGAGUGGACACACGAGUCAACUACAAUGCAAGGCGAACACAUCUUCAAGUAUCUUUUCUGGGCCUUUAAACCAAGUAUGGAUGAAUUCAAAAGUUGCAGGCCGGUCAUCUCAAUAGAUGGCACUCAUGUCUAUGUUGCACGUGAGAGCUAUGCGUCAUGGACUUGGUUUCUCAGUUUAUUAUGGAGACAUGUUGUUUGUAAUAGAAAAGGCAUUGGACUAAUUUCUGACCGUCAUCAAGGGAUCUUACAAUGUGUAAUGACACAUGAAUGGUUAAAGCCACCCACCACACAUCAUAGAUUUUGUGUUCGACAUAUAAAAAGCAACUUUAACAAAAAGUUUCUUAACUCUGAUCUUGAGAAGCUAAUGUGGUUGGCUGCUACAGAGCACCAGAAGAAGAAAUACCAAAUGAGAAUGCAACAAAUCAAAACUUUUUCACCUGCAGCGCAUAUGUGGUUGAGCGAGCUUCCGAAGGAAAAAUGGACAUUGUAUAAGGAUGGUGGUUAUAGGUGGGGGGCUAUGACGACAAAUGUCUCUGAGUCUUACAACGGUUUAUUGAAUAAAGCCUGUGGAUGGCCUGUUACUACCAUGGUUCGCUUGACCUUUAAAAAUCUUGUUGAUCAUUUUGUUAAAAGAAGCGCCCUUGCUGCUUUGCUAAUGGUAAAUAAGAAGACUUGGCCGCCCGGUGUUGAUAAGAAGUUCCAUGAAUAUUGGGAUAGGGCCACCAUGCACACUGAUGUGAUGAACUACAACACUGUGACUGGGGUCUUCGAGAUUCUGACAUUUGCACACGAAGGUAAGGGCGGAAAUGUCCAUAAAGUCUCUGACAAUGGAAAAAGUGUUCAUGUGGGAAGCGGAAAAACUACCAGUAGCAAGUUGUAG